AUGGUAACAAUGGGUUCGAACAAUCAUGAUUGGUGGGCACUUAUCAGUAAAUUUGUAAACACUGGCCGGAACAAUAUGCAUUUUGAUGUCUACUCUUGCACCAAAGCCACACAGCGCAACGUUUUCGACAUGGAAAUUAUUUUCGUUCAGUUGUUUAUAUUUUUAUUAUCGUCGCAACUAAGUAGCUCCGAUUGGGUCUCAGAAUGGAUGGGUCCUAUCCAAGAUCAAAUAGAUGUACAAAGAAGAUCCAAUGGCGAAAAGAUGAUUCAAAUCGUUCCGGAACAGUUCGAUAAGAAGUUAGAGGACAAAGUGCCAACCCAGCUGUCUCCUAUGACCCUGAAGAUCAAGCUGGAGGAGACACUGCGUUCAGCCAAGGUGUUAGCAGAAACAUUGAAGACACAAAUUGGCGAUCUGAUGAAACGAGAGAAUUUGCUAAAGGACGCCAUCACGAACGGCAGGCCAGGCGUAUCAACAUUAACAGUAUCAACGAUGAGUCAGGUGCCUCGCUCCUACAUCAUUCGCAAUGGCCGGUGGACGCUCUGUAAUGGAAUGAUCCAGUUCCCCAUCCCUAGUCAGGCUUCAUCUACCAACCUCUUCAAUGGACUCUUCUCCGAACCCAGAUGCAUUGGACGAGAGGUACCGACAGUGCAAGACCCGUGUGUAUUCAACUCCGUGAUCAAAUACGAAGUGGUCCCGGCAGUCCGAGCUCCCGAAUACACUGAAGACGAAUAUCUUUGUCUGAAGUCAACUUUCAACGUCACUUUGGAACGCUACAUGAGCGUGACGAGACAAGUCAUGAACGACACGUGCAAAAAUGGUAUCAUCAGGAGCCUGGGAGAUAACAGCCUGGAAUGUGGUGUGAGAAUAUUGUCCGAGUACAGUUUCUAUCCUCACAAAAGUUCAGCCUCAUCUUCUUUGCCACUUGAAUACUGCGUAGAAAAAGAUGGGUCAUGCAAACUCAUUAUGGCUUGGCACGUCUCUAACGCAACCAUAGAGAACUUCGAGUUUUUAAAGAACGAACACAAUUUCAAAAAGUAUUUUAUAAAAAGUGGCCCAUAUAUUGAACACGUAAUUUAA
This is a messenger RNA of Spodoptera littoralis (African cotton leafworm), 1077 nucleotides long. Lineage: Eukaryota; Metazoa; Arthropoda; Insecta; Lepidoptera; Noctuidae. The record is from the annotation of a GenBank genome assembly.